AUGAGCAAUGCCACGAUCAUCAAUGAGAAGGUCCUUAAUGAUUGUUCAAACGAGAUCACACGCGCUCUUCUUCAGUGUCUUGGAGCGAUCUGUGGUGCCGGAUUUGUGAAAGGGUUUCAGGGUGAUGCGCGGUACACGACAUUAGGCGGUGGUGCUAAUGUCGUCGCCCAUGGUUACACCAAGGGUGAUGGUCUUGGUGCUGAGAUUGUUGGCACUUUCGUGCUUGUUUACACCGUGUUCUCUGCAGCUGAUGCUAAAAGAAGCGCCAGAGACUUCCAUGUCCGUAUUUUGGCUCCUCUUCCAAUUGGGUUUGCGGUGUUCUUGGUUCAUUUGGCCACCAUACCCAUCACCGGAACUGGAUGUUGCUUCUUUGGUGAUUCAUUGACUGUCAAUCAAAAGGAAACACAUGUUGAAACAGAAGAAAAGUUAAUUUAA
Molecule: messenger RNA, 435 nt
Organism: Lactuca saligna
Lineage: Eukaryota; Viridiplantae; Streptophyta; Magnoliopsida; Asterales; Asteraceae
Source: the annotation of a GenBank genome assembly